Striga asiatica is the source of this 753-nucleotide messenger RNA. The record is from the annotation of a GenBank genome assembly. Lineage: Eukaryota; Viridiplantae; Streptophyta; Magnoliopsida; Lamiales; Orobanchaceae.
AUGAAGGACAGCGUGUUGGCGAGGAGUAUAACUGUAAUUCACGCUGAAUACCCCCCAACCGUCGCCGAAGUCGAUCAAAAGCCCGUUCAUGAGACCGAAACCGGCUUAUCUCUCUUUCUCUCUUAUUACUUUCGCCGGAUCCGGCCCUUCCCCGGGCGAUUGACCCGACCUUUCUUGAUUCAUUCACUUCGCUUCUCCUCAAUUACAUCUCCCCCAAAACAAGCUGCGGAACCAAACCUGGAGUUGAUCUGCUUCCAAUCUACCCCUGAUUACCCCAGAGUUGCUGCUUUAGGAGCAUGUAAGCAGGGAAUUUUGCGCUUCGCUUCGAAAAGUUUGUUGCAAAAUGGCAGCUAUGGUCAAUCGAAACACGCUUCCCUUGCGUCAACGCUGGGGGAAUGGGGAAGGCUCGCGUAUUCCUAUUCUUGUUAUGGGAGACUGUCCCUCGCGGCGAAAAAGGAAAGACGCAAAAGCUUCCUCGCCCUGAUAGUAGGGGGGAAGGUCAACCUGAAUCAAACGGGAGCUAGUGGGGCGGCGAAUAGGGCCGAACUGGGAUCGGUCGGCGAAUCUGGAGCCCUUCUCAGCCUCGGUUCUCGGCCCAGUGCCAGGCCUUUAAAACCCGAAAUCCGAGAAUUGCAGGCGUGGACGACCUUGCCUGAAAACGACCCCUAUACAAUCAGGAUGAUGGAAUGGAGGUUUGAAGAGCUUAGCCGCCGAGUAGCCCGAAUCGGCAAUAACGGACUGAAUUUCCGCCAG